Dibothriocephalus latus is the source of this 504-nucleotide messenger RNA. The record is from the annotation of a GenBank genome assembly. NCBI's taxonomy places the organism in Eukaryota, Metazoa, Platyhelminthes, Cestoda, Diphyllobothriidea, Diphyllobothriidae.
AUGGAGGAGUUCGAUUCCUUCGAGAAGAAACUCGAGGGCGAGGACUAUUGGCAGCAGGCGGUUGCCUUCUUAUGUACCCUGGGCGGAGGUCGAGUCCUCCAUUUCGUAAAGAGGAUAUUGGAACCUCUUUCCAGCAACCACCUGCUGGCGGAAUUUAACCUCACUGGCACGCACCAUCGACGGGACUUCCAACGCACGCGGUCAUACACACUGCUGGGAGGUAGGCUUCACACCUGAUCCACGGAGGACGAAUUUCUCUGCGACCUUGGCUCUCAACUACCAUCACUGCGUAGCAAGGUGACCGAAGUGGCAACGGGCCACGUAGCAGGUAAUGUUCGAGAGGUUAAAUUUAACAACUAUAGAUGUCCCCCCCGUGGAUCUUCCCCUCCAGAGUCCACGUCCCAGCCCACAGGGAGCCCUGAUUGGCAGGUGGUUGUACUCUCCGGUAUUCCGAACAUGGAUACUCGUCUUGUCGACAGGUUCGAGGCGAGCUUACUGAUUUGA